This is a messenger RNA of Auanema sp. JU1783, 219 nucleotides long. NCBI's taxonomy places the organism in Eukaryota, Metazoa, Nematoda, Chromadorea, Rhabditida, Rhabditidae. The record is from the annotation of a GenBank genome assembly.
GAUACUGCAAUGGUGCUCUUGAAGCUCCUAACUGCAUUCCUCCUCGUUUCGAUGUCUGGCAGACCAAGCCAUGCUUCGCCCAAUGCGUGAGCAACUGUAACAACGUCGGUGUGACUGAGUGUUCUACCAGAUACAAGUCAGUUGUGAAUCUCAGAAUGAGUGUUGAGCCAUCUGUUUCAGAUGCUGUAUGGCUGUCACUGGAUUCAACACUACCUACAA